UUGGAGAUGACAUUGACUUGAAUGUCUCCAUCAUGGAUAUUCUUUCCUACAAACCGUUCUGCACGGCUUUGUAAAGCCAGCUAUUAAAGCUCAUGGAGAUUUAGAACGCGAAAUCAACAAAUCUCUCCAUCUAAAGCUUACAGUGUUACUUGUUUGUUAAGCAACCACUGAGUGGAUUGAGAAAUGGCAGCUUCGGCGAACAUGAUCGUGACGAACACACCGGCGUCAGACCUAGCACUCACCAACCUUGCCUACUGCUCGCAUGACGAUCUCGAAGGCUUCGCUGUCCCUGACACCAAGCUCUUCCUUGCUUCAAUCGGCGAUUCCUUCGUUCUCUCUGUUUCUGCUCAUGAAAGCAUAAGCAGUGGCCAUAUUGCUCUAAAUGCGAUUCAGCGUCGGCAUGCUAAAGUUUGCACCAGCGAUUCGUUAUCUGUUAGCAGAUUUAUCCCGCCUAAUAAUUUCGAGCUGGCGUUGCUUACACUUGAGUUGGAGUUUCUGAAAAAGGGGAAUAAAAAUGAGCAGGUUGAUGCUGUUCUUCUGGCUAACCAACUUAAAGAGAGAUUUAUCAACCAGGUCAUGACAACAGGGCAAAAAGUAUCGUUUGAGUAUCAUGGAAAUAACUAUAUUUUCAGUGUCAAUGAAGCUGCUGGUGAGGGGCAAAAAAGCUCUAAUGCCCCUGAAAGAGGGAUGUUUUCAAGUGAUACAUACUUGGUCUUUGAAACAUCAAGUGAUAGUGGAAUCAAGAUUGUCAAUCAGCGUGAAGCAGCCGGUAGCAAGAUCUUCAGGCAAAACAAGUUUAAUCUUCAAUCACUUGGUAUAGGUGGCCUAAGUGCAGAGUUUACAGACAUAUUUCGAAGAGCCUUUGCUUCUCGUGUUUUCCCUCCCCAUGUGACAAAUAAAUUGGGGAUUAAGCAUGUGAAGGGAAUGCUGCUUUUUGGGCCUCCUGGUACUGGCAAAACACUUAUGGCUCGUCAGAUUGGAAAAAUGUUGAAUGGGAAGGAACCGAAGAUUGUUAAUGGACCUGAAGUUUUGAACAAAUACGUUGGUCAGAGUGAAGAGAACGUUAGGAAUCUUUUUGCUGAUGCUGAGAAAGAUCAAAAAACUCGGGGCGACCAAAGUGAUUUGCAUGUAAUAAUUUUUGAUGAAAUUGAUGCUAUUUGUAAGGCAAGAGGAUCACGUUCAGAUAGUACAGGCGUUCGUGAUAGUAUUGUAAACCAGCUUCUUACUAAGAUAGAUGGUGUGGAGUCUCUGAAUAAUGUUUUGCUUAUUGGAAUGACCAAUAGAAAGGAUUUGCUCGAUGAAGCCCUUCUGAGGUCUCUCACUCUCUCUCUCUCUCUCUCCCCAUGCAAACUUGGAUUUUAUUUCAUGAAAAGGCAUGGAAAAACAGGUCAUAGUGGCCAAGAUUGCCAAAGUAACUCUUGUUUUAUAACAAAAUCAAUAAAUCUAUUCUAUUAUUUAUUCUUGAUGUAUAGACCAGGGCGCUUGGAGGUUCAAAUUGAGAUAAGCCUUCCUGAUGAAAAUGGUCGCCUACAGAUUCUUCAAAUUCACACCAACAAGAUGAAGGAGAAUUCUUUUCUUGCUCCUGAUGUGAACCUUGAAAAGCUUGCUGCUCGUACAAAAAAUUAUAGCGGUGCUGAACUCGAAGGGGUUGUUAAAAGUGCAGUAUCUUAUGCUUUGAAUAGACAACUAAGUAUGGAUGAUCUUACCAAACCAGUGGAUGAAGAGAGUAUUAAAGUUACUAUGGAUGAUUUUUUGAAUGCCGUCCAAGAGAUAAUUCCUGCAUUUGGAGCCUCCACUGAUGACCUUGACCGGUGCAGACUUAAUGGCAUGGUGGAAUGUGGUGAUCGAAAUAAGCACAUUUAUCAAAGAUCUAUGCUACUUGUAGAGCAAGUUAAAGUGAGUAAAGGAAGCCCGCUUGUUACUUGCCUUUUGGAAGGCUCGAGUGGAAGUGGAAAGAGUACAAUAGCAUCUACUGUUGGCAUUGACAGUGAUUUCCCAUAUGUCAAGAUAGUCUCAGCAGAAGCGAUGGUUGGUCUUCCUGAGUGCGCUAAAUGUGCACAAAUUGUCAAGGUAUUUGAGGAUGCAUACAAGUCACCUUUGAGCAUCAUCAUUCUUGAUGACAUUGAAAGGCUACUGGAGUAUGUUUCCAUUGGGCCUCGUUUUUCGAAUCUAGUUUCUCAGACGCUAAUGGUCCUGCUCAAGCGUCUUCCUCCAAAGGGAAAAAAACUUCUGGUUAUAGGGACAACGAGUGAAGUUGGCAUCUUAGAUUCAAUUGGUAUUUGUGAUGCUUUCUCUAUCACUUACCAUGUUCCUACAUUGAAGACAGACGAUGCAAAGAAGGUGCUAGAAAAGCUGAAUGUUUUUGCUGAUGAAGAUAUCAAUGCAGCUGCAGAGGCCCUGAAUGAUAUGCCUAUCAAGAAGCUCUAUAUGUUGAUUGAGAUGGCAGCCCAGGGUGAGCAUGGUGGAGCUUCAGAGGCAAUAUACUCUGGCAAAGAGAAGAUUAAGAUCUCUCGCUUUAAUGAUUGCCUUCAGGAUAUUGUUCGAAACUAGUUUCUGCCUCGGAAAAACAGACCACAAAACCAUCCCUCGUAUUUACUGCAAUGUUCUAUUUUUCUCUCCCACCUUUUACUAUUUCUUAUCCAUUUGAGUUUGAGGUUUUCUCUCCAUGUCGCCUUAUCUAGAGUCAGUUUCUGAAAUAGGUGCUUUAAUUCACACCAUGUUGGGAGAGUUGUGUUCUUAGAUGGAAAUUGGUUGUAAACUUUGUUGGAAGUAUGAGGAUUCUGAACACAGCUGAAAUGUACGUAUGAUGAUGAUUUGAGAUU
This is a messenger RNA of Corylus avellana, 2822 nucleotides long. Lineage: Eukaryota; Viridiplantae; Streptophyta; Magnoliopsida; Fagales; Betulaceae. The record is from RefSeq and is a predicted model, not a curated record.